Molecule: messenger RNA, 2824 nt
Organism: Triplophysa rosa
Lineage: Eukaryota; Metazoa; Chordata; Actinopteri; Cypriniformes; Nemacheilidae
Product: solute carrier family 25 member 53-like
Exons: 3
Coding region: 1446-2321 (291 amino acids)
Source: RefSeq, a predicted model, not a curated record
AAUGCAGAAAAUACACUUUACAAUAAGAUUUUUUAUUAAGGUAUUUGUUAACAUUAGUAAAUGCGUUAACUAAAACACACCGUGUCUACACCAGACAAGAGAAUAGACCGCAUUUAGAACCCAUUAUAAUUUUAAAUUUUGUCCACUGGAUGCGACGCGACAAUCCCAUUAGAACAAGCCGUGUGUCGCACAUGAAUUAACAAUGAGCAAUAUAGUUUUUCAGCAUUUAUGAAUCCUUAAUGUUAAUACAUUUAUUCAUGUCAGUUCAUGGUGUAUUAACUAAUGUUAACAGUUGCAACUUUUUAUUGUAAAAAAAAGUGUAUUAGUAAAUGCUGAAAUUAACAUGAAAUCAGAUUAAUAAAUGCUAGAAGUAUUGUUCAUUGUUAAUUCAUCCUAUCUAAUGCAUUAACCAUUGUGAACAAAUACAACCUUAUUGUAAAGUAUUACCAAAUUUUUAAAUGUACUACUAAAACGAAAUUGAUCAUGUGUUAGUUUGACAUAAUUAAAUAACACAAUUGGUUGUGUUAAUAGUUAAUUAAUAGAACCUAACAAUGAGUAAUACACGUACUAAUUAUAGACUAAUGUUCUUAUAUAUAUAUAUAUAUAAUAUAUAAAUGUCUUGAUAUAAACCAUGCAUAUCUUGGCAAUAAUACAUUAUAGACAAACAAUGUAAAACAGUGUAUUUUUAAAUAAACAAACCGUAUAAUCUCUAAACUUUCUUUAAACCUCUCUAGCAACAUGCAUUUUUAUUGUAAUUUGGCUUUCUGUACCGCGAGAGCUGUGCUGAACCGAACACAGAGCUGCCGCUCUCGCGGUACUCUGAUGUCACGCCGAUCGUUCUGAAGUCACAUCAACCCUAAAAAAACGCAGGCAACACGACGUCACGGACACGUCACUGCCAGCAAUAAUAAUUCAGGAGUGGCUGUCGGUACACGAUCCGGGAUGCCUGCACGAUCCUUUUGGAUUGGCAACCACGUAAACACAUCGUAAUGCAUAGCGUAAGCUACAUUUUAAAACAUCAAAAUAGACCCGCCAUGAACUGUUAAAUGAAACACACAAUGUAGCCUACAAAAAUAUGCCGCCAGUUGUGCCGUCUGGCCGUCAAGUGUUUCAUCGCAUGCUUGAUACCAAUAGUGUAGGGAAACCGUGACGUUGUUUACCACGUCAUUCUGCGCAUGCGCAGAACGGAUCGUGCAGGCAUCCCGGAUCGUGUACCGACAGUGGCACUGUGUGGUGCAGGGAUAACGGACGCUAGCAUCACCAUUUGUGUUGAAUCGAUUCUACCGUAUUUCUGCUUCUUUCGUGUAUAGAUUAUUUAGCCAAAGAGGUUAACGGAUAUAUAGUCAACACAUCAUCGUCUAUAUUUGAUAGAAAUAGCUACACAUCUAUGAAAAACACCCAUUACAGGAAGAGUCUACAGAGAGAUUUUUAAAGCAACAUCAGAGAUGGGAAGUGAUUCCAAUCAGGUUGUUGUUCAAUCCUCAGACACCGGGGCCUGGUUUCGCAGUUACCUGCAUGGAGGAACCUCCAGCCUGAUUUCCACGCUGACCACCAUCAUCACCUUCCCACUGUACAAGACCGUGUUUCGCCAGCAGCUGCACAGCACUUUAGUACGUGACACGCUGGCCCAGUUAUUCAAGGAGGGACCGCUGAAACUGUACCGUGGUGUUGCACCACCGCUGCUGAUGAAAGGUCUUAACGGAACUGUACUGUUUGGCAUCCAGGACACGUUCUUACAGAAGCUGUCCGUCUGGGCUGAGCCGCCUCUUCCCGCAAAUGUCCUUCCUGCUAUGGCGGGUUUAGGUGCAGGUGUGGUGGAAGCCAUGCUCUUUACUCCAUUCGAGCGUGUGCAAAACGUCCUGCAGAACAGCAAGAAUGACCACAGCCUUCCUACUGUAAGAAGCGUGUUGCUCAAGCUAAGUUCCAGACCAAUGGCAUCAGGGUACUACACCGCAUUCCUACCUAUACUUGUCCGUAAUGCCUUAGGGAGCAGCUUUUAUUUUGGCCUGAAGGACCCAAUGUCUAUAACUCUGGGCGCUUAUGGCUUUUCCCCUUUAGCCUCAUCCUUCAUGUCAGGGAUCUUAAAUUCAAUGAUAAUUAGUUUACCGCUGUACCCUCUGUCUGUGCUGGUGGCCAACAUGCAGGCUCAAGUAGACGGAGGACACAGAGGGCUAAAAAGCAGUUGGCAGCAGCUUUGGGCGGCCCGUCAGCGUAGCCUGCUUCUUCUGUAUCGCGGAGGUUGUUUGGUCAUCUGUCGCUCUUGCAUUACCUGGGGCAUCACUACUGCAGUAUAUGACCAGCUGAAGAGACGCUCGAAAUGAUAUUCGAUAACAGGGACAUGCCUUCUCUUCACAUAGGCAUAAUCUCAGGUUAACAGUCAGUGUUCUUGCACGAAACCCGAAAGAUUUAAAAGGUGAAUGUUUUAAUAAAUGCUUUCUAUUCUAGUCUAUUCUAAAUGAAGGUGAAUGAAGUAUUUCAGUGCCUGUAAAACGUAAUAAUAAAAUAAGCAAUAACAUGUGUUACCUGAUGGUCGUCUAUUAAUAUUCAGUUGAGGUCCUCGUCCCCAUCAAAAAGAAAAAAGAGACUGUAAUGGGUGUUUGUAACCAAUUCUAGAUGCGAUCAAGGAAGAAUGUUUUAAGAAUCAACUGAAUAACCGGAAACUCCUAAUGAGUUGAUUUGUUCUUGUUUGUUCGCAAAUCAAUUUAAACAGUGUCGUCCUAAUGGUCGAUCGCCUCAAGAUGGCGCUGCUGUCACAUUCAUGCUCUCACUCUCUCCGUCUAAACAUCUACAUCAGCAGCCUGGAACAUUAUGUGAGGUCUUGUUU